Durio zibethinus is the source of this 1743-nucleotide messenger RNA. Its product is annotated as zinc finger CCCH domain-containing protein 20-like. NCBI's taxonomy places the organism in Eukaryota, Viridiplantae, Streptophyta, Magnoliopsida, Malvales, Malvaceae. Gene Ontology annotation, molecular function: metal ion binding. The record is from RefSeq and is a predicted model, not a curated record.
GUAACAAGUCCGUAACACCAAUACUACUCCCACCUAGAUCGUUUUUUACCGCAGUUGAAAGCGGAAUAUACAAAAUUAUAGCUCCUUAGGCUAGAUCUUUAACGAACUACGGUUACUUUUAAAUCUAACCACGGUUAAACAGCCCUACUUCCCACUACCAGAUUCUGCUUAUAAACGACCAAAGCUUGCCGGUGUUUCUGUAUACAAAUCUCACAAGCCAAAAAAAACCACACCAGAUCAAGCGAAAAAUGAUGCUCGGAGAAACUCAUCGUCCCAAUCCAACGAUCCACGUUCCACCUUGGCCUAACCUUGAAGAUGAUCAAACGGCUGAGGUUUACUCUCUUCUCAAUUACAAUGCGGCCGACAACCACUUCAGCAAUAACAGCAACCCGUUUUUCCUCCAGGAAGCGUUAACAGCGCUGCAAUGUUACUUGCCAUCGAAUGAACCGGAUGUGGAGUCGGAUUCUGAGCUUUCGGGUCUUGACAACCCGGAUUCUCCUGUUGAUGCUUACUCGUGUGAUCAUUUCAGGAUGUUUGAGUUCAAAGUUCGGAGAUGUGCACGUGGCCGGUCACAUGACUGGACUGAGUGUCCGUACGCUCAUCCAGGUGAAAAAGCUCGUCGGAGGGACCCGAGGAAGUAUCAUUACUCUGGUACGGCUUGCCCUGAUUUCAGGAAAGGAAACUGUCGAAAAGGAGACGCUUGCGAGUUCGCCCAUGGGGUUUUCGAGUGCUGGCUCCACCCGGCUCGUUACAGGACACAGCCAUGCAAAGACGGGCCGGAUUGUAGGCGUCGGGUUUGUUUCUUUGCUCAUACUCCAGACCAGCUUAGGGUUGUGAACUCUGUUGAUUCUUAUGAUGGUGCACCUUGUGCAAAAGCACUGACUCUUUGGUCUUCCUCUGGUUCCGGUUCUCCUCCGGUGAGUCCGCGGGCUGAUUCUUCACCGCCUGUUUCACCUAUGGCUCAGUCUCUGAGUCGUUCUCUGGGUUCGGCUUCUAUUAAUAAGAUGGUGGCUUCUUUGAGGAAUUUGCAGCUUGGUAAAGUUAAGUCUUUGCCUUCGUCUUGGAACACGCAAGUAGGUGGUGGUUCUCCUUCUACUCCUUCUGGGUUCGGGUCUCCCAGAGGGGCAGUUAUCCGACCCGGUUUCUGUAGCCUGCCUAGUACUCCGACCCGAAACUUGACCCGUCCUGGUAUUGGGUACUUGGAUUUCUUGGAUCAAGGGUGUGAAGAAGAACCUUUGAUGGAAAGAGUCGAGUCUGGAAGGGAUUUACGUGCAAAGAUGUUUGAAAAACUGAGUAAAGAGAAUUCUUUGGAGGUUAACCCGGGUCAGUUUUCUGGAGGUCUGGAUGUGGAUUGGAUUACGGACCUGGUGAAAUGAAAAAAAAAAAUAUAUGGAAGGGGAAGGGGAAGUGAGCUAGCUCGCUCAAUUCCAAGUCAAGGAGGGACUGAGUGGCUACUGGGUAUAGAAAGAAACAUCUCAGAAAAGAGGACACUGAGAGUUUAUGCACAAGUGGACUUUACUUGUUCUUUUUAUUUAUAACCCUUCCAACACGCAACAUCAUGAAAUGGGAUCUUAUUCAACAGCUUUGAUAAAAGAUGAUUGGUACGUCCUGGUUAGGUUACGAAGAUGAUCGAGGUACUCUCAUGGAGUCUCAACCGUCCGAUCGUUUGACAAAAAAUUCUACGGUGAUUUUGGACGUGCAAAACUAUAGACCGAAUCAUAGUUUUAGAUAUAGGCACCUUUU